AAUAGGGCUGAAGGAGGAAAAUACCCGGUCGGUUGGCCAAAUACCCGACCGGGUAUUAACCACUUUUGGGCGCCCGAGAAGCAGAGAGGGGCCCGGGCACAGCAGUUAAAUCCCCGGUCGGGGAUUUUGGUGUUGGACCGGGGAUUUCCCCCUUUAGUGAAACGGUGCGCUGCAGAGAUACCCGGUCGAAACCCAAAAUACCCGACCGGGUAUUUUGACCGGGUAUCGCGACCAGGCAGCUGAUUUAAGGAAGAAGAAGGUCAACAUUGAAGGGUUCCGAGUUUUUGAGAGAGAAACCGAUACCUAGAGAGAGAAAGCGUCGAACCAGAGUUCUCAAGCGCCAUAGAUCGAUCUUCAACACCAUUGGAGCCCGUCUUGAGCUUGGAGAAGUGCGAUUAAACGUCCAGAAGCAGGAAUCCAACUUCACAGUAUGAUUUCCGUGUCUGAAUCUGCUUUUGCUUCUUUCUCUAUGGAGUAGUUUCCCCAUUCAUCUGGGUAUGGGAAACCCUAGUUCUGUAUGUUAGGUUUGAUUGUAUGAACCCAAGUAUUGAUUCUGUGAUUGAUUAUAUUCGAUUGAG
This is a messenger RNA of Linum tenue, 578 nucleotides long. NCBI's taxonomy places the organism in Eukaryota, Viridiplantae, Streptophyta, Magnoliopsida, Malpighiales, Linaceae. The record is from the annotation of a GenBank genome assembly.